AUGACCAUCCAGGCAUCUCGUUCGCUGUUAAAAUUAUCAUUAAUCCAACCACCAUUAUUAUCUCUAUCAACAAAAAGAUAUGCACUGCGAACAGCCAAUAUAUUUCACUUGAAUCAGAAAGUAUAUAACUCAUAUGGAAAUAGUGACGAAUAUUCAUUUCUUGGCUCAAUUCCGGAGACUCAUCUUCGACCAAAGUUACCUCGAAAUACAAUUAUUAAUUUCGUUCCACAACAAGAAGCGUGGGUUAUAGAGCGAUUUGGAAAGUUUGAUCGAAUUUUACCACCAGGCCUGGCUUUUGUGAUUCCAUUGCUCGAACGAAUAAAGUACGUUAAAAGUCUUAAAGAAAAUUGUUUAAAUAUUCCUACCCAAAGUGCUAUAACACAAGACAACGUUACAUUAGAACUUGAUGGUGUAUUAUAUAUAAAAGUCAUUGAUCCGUACAAGGCGUCUUAUGGUGUUGAAGACGCUGAAUAUGCAAUUGCACAAUUGGCCCAGACAACGAUGCGGGCUGAAAUUGGUCAAAUGACCUUGGAUAGAACCUUGGCGGAACGUUCUCACUUAAAUGCAAAUAUAGUUUCUGCAAUUAAUAGUGCAGCAAGGGAUUGGGGGGUUGAAUGUUUAAGAUACGAAAUACGUGAUAUUAAGCCACCUGAAAAGGUUGUGCAGUCUAUGCAUUCUCAGGUAUCUGCAGAACGGUCCAAAAGAGCUUCUAUUUUAGAAUCCGAAGGCGCGAGACAAGCUGCUAUUAACGUCGCGGAAGGUACAAAACAAUCUGUGAUAUUGGCCUCAGAGGCUGAAAAAGCUGAACAAAUAAACAAAGCGUCCGGUGAGGCUGAGGCUAUUCUUCUUCGCGCUAAUGCUACUGCUGAAGGUAUGCGACGAAUUGCUUUGGCUAUAGAAGAAAAUCGUGGUCCUGAAGCGGUUGCUCUCACCGUUGCUGAAAAAUAUGUAGAAGCCUUUGGACAACUUGCUAAACAAGGCAAUUCUAUAAUUGUACCAGCUUCUAUCAGUGAUGCUGGAUCAAUGAUUGCUCAGGCUCUGUCUAUAUAUAAUACUGUUAUGAAACAAGAAAAAUCAAAAAUUGAAUAA
Cetraspora pellucida is the source of this 1089-nucleotide messenger RNA. The record is from the annotation of a GenBank genome assembly. Lineage: Eukaryota; Fungi; Glomeromycota; Glomeromycetes; Diversisporales; Gigasporaceae.